Molecule: messenger RNA, 428 nt
Organism: Monopterus albus (swamp eel)
Lineage: Eukaryota; Metazoa; Chordata; Actinopteri; Synbranchiformes; Synbranchidae
Product: caspase-1-like
Exons: 3
Coding region: 25-381 (118 amino acids)
Biological process (GO): proteolysis; regulation of inflammatory response
Cellular component (GO): IPAF inflammasome complex; NLRP3 inflammasome complex; AIM2 inflammasome complex
Molecular function (GO): cysteine-type endopeptidase activity
Source: RefSeq, a predicted model, not a curated record
GCGUGGAGCUUGAGACUGGUCAACAUGUUUCAAAGUCGCGACUUCCUGUACCCGCUUUCACCGUGUAGGCCGACCAUUGACAGAGAAAAAAAGGUGUCGGAGCGUGGUUCUAGUGAGCUCCUGCAGGACAACACCUGCUGUGAACACGGCGUAGAGGAUGACAGUGUGCGAUCUGUGCACAAAGAAAAAGACUUCAUUGCUUUUCUUUCCAGCACCCCAGAUACUGUCUCAUACAGACAAAGAGAUCGUGGGUCUUUUCUUAUUCAGUAUAUUGUUGAGGUGUUCAACACCUUUGCACAUAAGGAUGACAUUGAGGAACUUUUCAGAAAAGUAAGUUUUACAAGUGUAAAGUGUCAUCAGGGUGUGGAACAUGGAGUGUAAUGGCCACUCACUACAGUGAUGUAGUGGAAGUAAUAUCAGUUGUGCAG